GGAGGGCGGGGCGGUGGGCGCCUUGUCAAUUGCAGGCGGCGCGCUUGGCAUGAGGGCGCCCCAUUCAUUCCCCGCCAGCGAGCCGGAGUGGAAAGACUGCAGCCGGGCGCGAAGGGAAAGGGCGCGCCUUGUAGGCUACCUCGCUUCCCCGGGAGCGGAGAACCAGCGGGGCUGGGCCGAGCCCCUCUCCGGCCGCCGCUCCAGCCCCCUGCCCGCCCGGGAGCCGUCGGAGCUACGGCUGAAGCCAUAAAGGAAGAGGAGGAGCGAGCAAGGGGGGCACGAUGGGUCUCCGGCGGGAGGCGAAGGCUGCGCUGCGGCUCUGAGGCGGCGGCGGCGGCGCUCGCCAUUGUUGCCGACCCUUCUCGCGAGUCCAGACCCGCAUCCUGCCUCCCUCCCCCGGGGCGCGGCUGGGGGGCCAGGGCGGCUGUUGGCCCCCGAUGAGCAGGGAUCUCCCCCGGGGAAGGAGGACCGGCGCCCCAAUGAGCGGCGCCUCUCGACUAUGGCUCUUUGUGUUGCUCCUCAAGAACGUGGCACCGUUCCAAGUGGCCGUGCAAGAUGACAACUGCCUUGUCAUUUCUCUCGAAGCGUCCGAUGUGCUGAGCUCGUCUUCGAUCUACGUUGUCAAGAUCACCGGGGAAUCAAAAAACUAUUUCUACCAGUUUGAGGAAUUCAACAGCACUUUACCUGCCCCCGUGGUUUUUAAUGCCACCUACCAUGGCCUCUAUUACAUAGUGACUCUCAUGGUGGUGAACUCAAAUUUGGUUUCCAAGACAGCGAGAUCGAUCAUUGUGCUAACUAAACCACUGCCUGUCACCAGCGUUUCCAUUUACGACUACAAGCCAUCACCAGAAACUGGAGUAUUGUUUGAAAUCCAGUAUCCAGAGAAGUACAAUGUUUUCACCCGAGUGAACAUAAGCUACUGGGAAGGAAAAGACUAUCGGACGAUGUUAUACAAAGAUUUCUUUAAAGGGAAAACCGUUUUCAAUCACUGGCUGCCAGGAAUAUGCUACAGCAACAUCACGUUUCAGCUGGUCUCUGAAGCGACAUUCAACAAAAGCACACUGGUGGAAUACAGCGGGGUGAUACACAAACCCAAGCAGCAUCGGACAGUUCCCUAUCCACCUCGAAAUAUUUCUGUGCGUAUCGUCCAGAUAAACAAAAAUGAGAAUUGGGAAGAGCACAGUGGAAUUUUCCCCGAGGAAUCUUUUUUGGGGAUGCCAAAUACAGCAGAACUGGAGAAACCCACUCACCUCUUGGAUGAUCUGUUGGAACUGCCAACUGCGAACGCUACCUAUACGUGGCCCGAUUACCGCUACAAUAGCAGUGACUAUGAAACCACGUCUCAGCCAGAUUGGUGGAUUAAUGAAUCUGACUUCCCAGAGAGCGAAGAAGAAUUUGUGAAUGCCGUGCCAAAGGAUUAUGAGAACAGUAGCCCAACCCUGGAGUUUGGAAGUCCUACACUGGAGCCGCCAUCGUUCCUCCCUGUGCAAAUGGUGUUGAGUUGGUUGCCUCCGAAACCACCCACAGCAUUUGACGGCUUCCACAUUAACAUUGAGAGAGAAGAGAACUUCACAGAAUUUCUGACAGUGGGUGAGGAUAUUCAUGAAUUCGUGGCUGAGUUGAAAGAACCAGGGAAAUAUACAGUGUCCGUUACAACGUUUAGCUCUUCUGGCUCAUGUGAAAUUCGAGAAAGCCAAUCUGCCAAAACACUAAGUUUUUACAUUAGUCCAACAGGAGAAUGGAUAGAAGAGUUGACCGAGAAGCCUCAGAACGUCAUGGUCACGGUGUUGAGUCCCACCACCGCCUCGUUGUCCUGGAGCUCUUCACAGGAGACCAGCGGCAGCAACCACACAAUUGUCUCCGUUGUGUCCUUGACGUGCCAGAAACAGAAAGAGAGCCAGAGACUGGAGAAGCAUUAUUGCACGGAGCGAGUCUCCGUAAUGCUUUAUGAAACUCUCAUCCCUUUCCUCCCGCAACCAUCGUGGUUCCGGUCCUUUCGAAGCUGGAACAGGCCGUAUCUUGGUGUCUUCCGGAAGUACAUUGUAGAAAUGUUUUAUUUCAACCCCUCAACGAUGACCUCGGAGUGGAUGACGUAUUUCAUUUAAAUAGCAGCUUUACUGUCUCUUCAACCUCGGGCCAGAAUAGGCAACCUGCUACCUGCCUGGUAUUAUAACUUUCGGGUGACAAUGGUGACGUGGGGCGACCCAGAACUGAGUUGUUGUGACAGCUCCACCAUCAGCUUCAUAACAGCUCCAGUGGCCCCUGUAAUCACCUCUGUCGAGUAUUUCAAUAGCCUUCUCUACAUCAGCUGGAUGUAUGGAGAUGACAGCACAGACCUUUCUCAUUCUAGGAUGCUCCACUGGAUGGUUAUAGCAGAAGGGAAGAAAAAGAUCAAAAAGAGCGUGACCCGGAAUGUUAUGACCGCAGUCCUGAACGUGCCUCCAGGAGACAUCUACAACCUCUCCGUAACUGCUUGUACAGAGACAGGGAGCAACACCUCAGCACUACAACUUGUGAAAAUUGACCCAGCUCCUCCAAGAUCCCUCUUUGCUGUGAAUAAAACCCAGACGUCAGUGACUCUCCUGUGGGUGGAAGAAGGAGUAGCUGAUUUCUUUGAAGUCUUCUGCCAGAAGGCUGGCUUGGAUCAGGAUCCCAAAAUAGAGGAACCUGUGACUGUUUCUUCUCAUGUCGUGACAAUCUCCAGCCUCUCACCAGCCACGUCCUACAACUGCAGCGUUACCAGCUUCAGCCACAACAGCCCCAGCGUCCCCACCUUCAUUGCGGUGUCCACAAUGGUGACGGAGAUGAAUCCCAACGUGGUGGUGAUUUCUGUUCUAGCCAUCCUGAGCAUUCUUCUCAUUGGGCUGCUGCUUGUAACUCUUGUAGUUCUUCGGAGGAAACAUCUACAAAUGGCUAGGGAGUGUGGAGCUGGAACGUUUGUCAAUUUUGCUUCAUUGGAGAGAGAUGGAAAACUCCCCUACAACUGGCGUAGGAGUGUAUUUGCUUUCCUAACUCUGUUACCUUCAUGCCUCUGGACUGAUUAUCUCUUGGCAUUUUAUAUUAACCCUUGGAGUAAAAAUGGUUUGAAGAAAAGAAAGCUGACCAACCCUGUCCAGCUGGACGACUUUGACGGUUACAUCAAGGACAUGGCUAAAGAUUCUGAUUACAAAUUCUCCCUACAGUUUGAGGAGCUGAAGCUGAUCGGCCUGGAUAUCCCUCACUUUGCGGCUGACCUCCCCAUGAAUCGCAGUAAAAAUCGCUACACUAAUAUCUUGCCUUAUGACUUCAGCCGCGUUCGAUUAGUUUCCAUGAAUGAAGAGGAGGGCUCCGAUUACAUUAAUGCCAACUAUAUCCCUGGGUACAACUCUCCUCAGGAGUACAUCGCCACCCAAGGCCCCCUGCCAGAGACGCGUAACGACUUUUGGAAGAUGGUCCUCCAGCAGAAGUCCCAAAUCAUUGUGAUGCUCACACAGUGUAACGAGAAGAGGAGGGUAAAAUGUGACCAUUACUGGCCUUUCACAGAAGAACCCGUUCCUUAUGGGGACAUCACAGUGGAAAUGCUGUCAGAAGAGGAACAACCAGAUUGGGCUUAUAGGAAUUUCAGAAUCAGCUACGCAGACGAAGUGCAGGAUGUGAUGCACUUUAACUACACAGCGUGGCCGGAUCACGGCGUCCCUCCCACGAACGCAGCAGAAAGCAUCUUGCAGUUUGUACAGAUGGUCAGGCAGCAGGCGACGAAAAGCAGAGGCCCCAUGACCAUACACUGCAGUGCCGGCGUGGGACGGACAGGGACUUUUAUAGCACUGGAUCGGCUCCUACAGCACAUUCGGGAUCACGAGUUUGUAGAUAUAUUGGGACUGGUGGCCGACAUGCGGUCUUAUAGGAUGUCCAUGGUACAAACAGAGGAGCAAUACAUUUUCAUUCACCAGUGCGUGCAAUUAAUGUGGCUCAAGAAGAAACAGCAGUUCUGCAUCAGUGACGUUAUAUACGAGAAUGUCAGCAAGUCAUAAUUCCAAGUCACAGGCUGUUAGAAAACGAUGAAAGACACCCAUCUUCCCCAGCUUCAAAUCAUUAUUCUCUCUGAGUUUCUCCCGCCCCCUCCCCAACCUGUUCACUGAUUUCUGGUACAUGGACAAAUUAAAGCUUUUUUUUUUCAUUGAGAAGCUCUGGGGAGAUGUAGCCUUAAGGAACCUUCAGUGUCUUUUUUGGACAAUCCAUUUGCUGGACUUUUGUUUUUGUUUUUUAAGAUCAAUUAUACUGGACCAAAUUCAACUCAGUGACGUUACAAGGAACAAAGUGAUCGUGUGCAGAAAUACAGAUAGCUGUUUGUUCUCCCCUCUCUCCCCCCCCCUCCACCCCCCAGUUCUUUUUCAUUUUCAUAAUGUGCAGAUUUGGGCUUAAAGGUUUGUGGAUAGUGCAAUAUUCGAGGUUGAAUUUGAAUUAAGAUGACUUUUCUCCAUAUCCCGCUACCUUCUGGCGAGGGCUGCAGAGAGGCAGGGCACGGGCGAGGUCGCAGUGGGUACCUCAUUCACAUGCAGCAUGGCCCGAGGAGGACCUCGCAGAAAGAGGACAUUUGGGCACACUGACUUUGUUGUCUGUACGUUGGAAAGGGAGCAGACGGGGCACUGCAGCGGAGCGUGCUGACGAGACUCUUCCUUCACCCAACUCUAAGUGGCUCAGAGCAAGAAGACUUGGGCUCAGACUGAACCAUCAGAUCCAACGUUGACUGGUGACAAAUCUUCAUGGAGCAUUGGGGAGCUCAGGAAGCCGGAGGAGAAAUGUCCAUUUGCCUGGUCAACCAGCCUGUGUGGAAGAAAAAUAAUCUUGCGCAGCUGAAUUUUUGGUGGAACUAUCAAGACGCCACGGGCCAACCGAAGACCUCUUUGAGGAUGAGCCUGCUCCAAGCUCCGCUGCUGUAUCAUUAAGUUAUCCAAACCAGUCUUUGGUGUCUAUGUGUGCCCACCCUCCCCCACAUCUCUUUGCUUCGUUUUGUUCCUUUCUGUGGAUUUAUCCUGUGUUAUGGGAUGCUUAUGGAUAUUGUGGGGAAAGAGAUAACAGGUACAACUGGAACGUGUUGAUGGGUUGGGAAUUGGAAGAGUAGAUUGGAGGCUGUCUGUUGCAAGACAAAGGCCAUUCCAGUGACUUGACCGCAUCUCAAGGGCACCCAUGAGCCAGUCUUCAAUACUGCACAAAUCCCUGCUUCCAGAGCAUUAACAAACUCGACAUCUUCUUUUCUUUGGUUUGGCACUGAUUACACACACCAUAGUGCAGGAGCUGAUGUUAGUAGCAGGGGUGUGGGGGACGUUUUGCUUCCUGUAAUUUUGACUUCCGGGUGGCUGGAAGCUUCCGAAGGAAAUGGUAUGCCACCUACAGGAAGUUAAGGGGAGCACAUCCAGGGGAGAAGGAAAAAGGCAAAAAAUAAGGAUAUUGACAUUUCUACCUUGACCAAAGACGUUUGUGCCGAGUGUACCAAACAGGCCUGGUGGGGGGAAACAAGACCUCCCUGAGUGGUCAGACUACAAUGCAUUUAUUUAUUAGAAUCAUAAAGAAGGGGGGAAGAAGCAGCAAUGGUGACGAGGGCAAGGAAGUUCAGGCUUUUGAGGUUGAAGAUGUAGUCGAGAGUUGCUGUUGCUGGCAAUGUCUCGGCUGUUACCCAGGUGUGGAUGAGACCGGGCAACAGUGCAAAACCCCACAAAUAUUCAGGGGCAGAGAGGUUGAGGCCUGGCUCUGAAUUCUCCACUUGGUCACGGAGCUCACUGGGUAGCGUUGGGCAAGUCAUCCCGCCUCGUCCCCUUUGGUCGGUUUGGCCAGAUAAGUGUAGCUCACUGCAACAAGCUUUUUAGAGGUAGGUGAAGACAAAAAGAUGAACAGGAAGUCACGAAGACGAAUUGCUCGUUGAAGUUUGCUGUGAAAGCCCUUGUGGUAGGCAUGCAGAAGAGUGAGUCUUGGGGUGGCGUCUGGUGGGGGGAAAGUUCCUCUCCAACUUUGCAGCCCUAAGGCCAUCUCGGACAUAAUGCCAAUGCAGGUGAGGCUGCCCCAUGCCAGCUAGCAAUCAAAACGUUGGCAUGCAAUCGUCACGGCAGUCUGCUGGCACUUGGGAACUGCAUAUAACCCAGCUCAAUAGCCCUGCCCCUGCUGGUUCUCUGUGCAGCCACUGUGUCUUUGAGAAAGGUCCCUUUCCAUAUGGCCCAGCCUACCAUGUCUAUUUCACCUGCCCCUCCAAGAACAGCUAAGCUGGGAUCGCAGGUGUUUGGGAACGUUCAGCAUAAGGAGGUGGGUUCCAGUCGAUAACAGGAAGCCCCAUGCUUAAAAGCAGCCUAAUGCAUUUUUGCCACAAUCUAUGUGCCAAAGUCCAUAUUUACAAUAUCAGUGGCUCCUUUCCUCCUAUUUUUCAGGGUACUGACAAUUUAUUUAUUAUGAUUUCUUAAGUAUUAAAAGUGUGGGGCUGUGCAAAAUGAAUGAAAUAGGCUGAACUUCCCAGACCUACCCGCCCCCCCCAUCCCGCUACCAAACUGAGCAAAGUGAAAGUUUGAUGCACUGUCAAAGGCUGUCAUGGCUGAAAUCAGCUAGCCAACUAACUGUUGUGAGUUUUCUGGGCUGUGUGGCCGUGGUCUGGUCGUCUUUGCUCCUAAUGUUUUGCAUACACCAGCCAUAGAUGCAGCCGAAACAUUAGGAGCAAACACAGCCUGAAAAACAGAGUCUGGAAAACCCACAACUGCCAAAGUGAAAGUUGUUUGGGAUGUUCUAAACAUCAAAAAUAGCUCAAAAUUGGGAUUUUGUUGACCUCCUACUGACAUUAUUGGGAUUACAGUGGGUUUAACUCCUUCCUGUAACCCUCUGUUGAGGUCUGUGCACUGCCUGCCCAAUUUGUAUCCCACUUACCUGGCCGCAGGCACAGCUGAGAAAGUUGGAAUGCUGCUACAGCUGCAACCCAGGUGGUUUCCCUAGAACACCACCUGUCCUUGGGGUCUCUGGCACCUGGAAGGGAGGCCUUCAGAUAGCUGUCCCAGCUGCCACCACAGAAGCGAUCUGAAGGUGGAAGGGUGGUGACCACAUAUGCAUGGGAAGUGUGGUCUGGGGCCCAGUGCAUGCCAUGCAUGCUUCAAGGAGAAACGCUUUUUGCAAAGUUGUGUGCAAUGAUACGAACUUCUUCGGACCAAGGAGUACACCUUUUUUGUUCCUCACUUCCAUGACAAGUCUCUGCUGGCAAAACAAGCCGAGCCACCAGAGUCUAAUUUGAAGUCCAUCAAUCACACCCUUUAAUUGCUGGAAUUCAGGAUAUGGAAUCCAUCUCUGAACUGUAGACAGAUACACUUUUACCCGACAUACAGCAGAGAACAGGGUUUAAAUUUUUCGCGGAAUGGGAAUGAUUUGCAUCCUUCGCAUAUGCUCAGAGUUUGAUGUCAUAUGUUGGAUGGCUGAACCUCGAUGCCGAAAACUGGUUCUAGGCAAAGUUUCGGUGAGCAGGGGUUCAUGUUCUGUUGGUUCACUUAAGGCACCCGACUGGUACAUUCAAACCAAAUAUCUUGUAUUGUGCUAGAGACCAAACUUGUCAAUCAUCAGUGUAAACUGGCUCCGGCUGCUCAACAGACUCAACAUCCCAGCUGGCCACAGAGACAUCGGUGCAUUGUUUUGCUUUACCGAGGGGCGGGGGGGACCAUUGUGUUGAUUUCAUUCGGUUGGAACUGUUCUGAGUUUUGCAGCAUUGUGUAUAAAAGUAUAUCUGUGUUAGGCUUAGCUUAUUUGAGGUUGUAGAGUAUAGAAUCUGAGCUUGGGGCUAGAGCUGUAUGAACGUGGAUGGCACAAAUAACACGGAUUUAAGCAAAA
Messenger RNA from Sphaerodactylus townsendi, 7827 nucleotides. It is a transcript of the gene PTPRO, whose product is annotated as protein tyrosine phosphatase receptor type O. NCBI's taxonomy places the organism in Eukaryota, Metazoa, Chordata, Lepidosauria, Squamata, Sphaerodactylidae. Gene Ontology annotation, molecular function: Wnt-protein binding; protein tyrosine phosphatase activity; cadherin binding. Gene Ontology annotation, cellular component: plasma membrane; GABA-ergic synapse; glutamatergic synapse. The record is from RefSeq and is a predicted model, not a curated record. Gene Ontology annotation, biological process: axon guidance; podocyte differentiation; negative regulation of canonical Wnt signaling pathway. The transcript is spliced from 27 exons.